This is a messenger RNA of Mercurialis annua (annual mercury), 1824 nucleotides long. Its product is annotated as high affinity nitrate transporter 2.6. The transcript has 3 exons. The record is from RefSeq and is a predicted model, not a curated record. Gene Ontology annotation, molecular function: nitrate transmembrane transporter activity. The coding region runs from base 82 to 1674 and encodes 530 amino acids. Gene Ontology annotation, cellular component: plasma membrane; plant-type vacuole membrane. NCBI's taxonomy places the organism in Eukaryota, Viridiplantae, Streptophyta, Magnoliopsida, Malpighiales, Euphorbiaceae. Gene Ontology annotation, biological process: cellular response to nitrate; nitrate transmembrane transport.
ACAUCAAAUUUUCUUCACAUUCUCGUUAAAAAAAACCUUCCCAAUUCCUUCUUGAUCAUAUAUAUUAGUUUCCCCUAAAAGAUGAGUCAAGACGGUUCUUUAGGAACCUCCAUGCAUGGAGUCACCGGCAGAGAACAAACCUUUGCUUUUUCAGUUCAGUCAACUGAAACUGAAGCUCCUACCAAUUUUGCAUUACCAGUAGAUUCAGAGCACAGAGCCAAAAUCUUCAAACCAACAUCGUUCGCAAAUCCCCACAUGAGAGCAUUCCAUUUAUCAUGGGCCUCAUUUUUCAUCAGCUUCAUCUCAACUUUCGCCGCCGCACCACUCGUCCCGAUCAUCAGAGACAAUCUCAACCUAACCAAAUCCGACAUCGGCAACGCCGGUGUAGCCUCCGUUUCCGGCAGUAUAUUAUCCAGACUGGCCAUGGGUGCAAUCUGUGACCUGAUCGGACCAAGAUACGGAACUUCGUUUCUCUUAAUGUUGUCUGCACCAGCAGUUUUUUGCAUGGCAUUUGUGUCGGAUGCACAAGGGUAUUUAGUUGUUAGGUUCAUGAUAGGGUUUUGUUUGGCUACGUUUGUUUCAUGUCAGUAUUGGACGACGAUGAUGUUUAACGGUAAGAUCAUUGGGCUUGUAAACGGUUGUGCCGGUGGAUGGGGUGAUAUGGGCGGUGGUGUAACUCAGCUUUUGAUGCCGUUAGUGUUUCAUGUAAUAAAAUUAUGUGGUGCGACGCCGUUUACUGCUUGGAGAAUUGCCUUUUUCAUUCCCGGGUGUUUUCAUGUUGUUAUGGGGAUUUUGGUUUUGAUUCUCGGACAAGAUCUGCCUGAUGGGAACCUUAGUGUUUUGCAGAAAAAAGGUCAUGUUGCUAAAGAUAACUUCACCAAGGUCAUGAAGUAUGCCAUCACAAACUACAGAACAUGGAUAUUUUUCCUGCUUUAUGGGUUUUCUAUGGGUAUCCAAUUGACUACCACCAACAUCAUCACUGAAUAUUUCUAUGACAGGUUCAACCUGAAGCUCCACACAGCAGGAGUUAUAGCAGCAACUUUUGGGCUAACCAACAUCUUCGCUAGACCAUUCGGUGGCUACGCAUCCGAUCUAACAGCUCGACGUUUUGGCAUGAGAGGCAGAUUAUGGACCCUAUGGUUCCUCCAAACAUUCGGAGCCGUUUUUUGCAUAUGGCUCGGCCGAGCAAAUUCACUUCCUAUAGCAAUUCUUGCAAUGCUUCUAUCAUCAAUGGGUAUUCAAGCCGCCUGUGGAGCCACUUAUGGAAUAGUUCCAUUUGUUUCGCGUCGAUCUUUAGGCAUAUUAUCCGGUCUAACCGGUGCAGGAGGCAAUUUUGGUUCCGGGUUGAAUCAGUUAGUGUUUUUUUCGAGCUCAAGAUUUUCUACAGCAACAGGUUUAUCUCUUAUGGGUAUGUUGGCGGUUAUUUGUACUCUUUCGGUAUCAUUAAUUCAUUUUCCGCAAUGGGGAAGUAUGUUCCUUCCAGCAUCGAAAAGCCCGGAAAAGAACUCUGAAAAGUCCUAUUACGAGGCGGAGUGGAGCGAGGAGGAGAUGCAAAAGGGUAUGCAUGAAGGAAGCAUGAAAUUCGCCGAAAAUAGCCGAUCCGAAAGAGGUAGAAAGAGUGCUCUUGCUCCGGCAGCUACUCCUCCAAAUGCUACCCCAAUCAAUAAUGUUUAGUAAACUAUCAAUUUUCAUGUGUGGAAUAAAUUAAUUAAGGCAGUAUCUUAUUUUAUAUAGUACUACGUGUGCAUGUAUAUAUGUUGAAUAUUAAUAAUCUAUGUAUUAUUGCAAAUUUUGUUAAUUUAUGAUAUUAUUUUCCUUGUUUUA